This is a messenger RNA of Vitrella brassicaformis, 228 nucleotides long. The record is from the annotation of a GenBank genome assembly. NCBI's taxonomy places the organism in Eukaryota, Vitrellaceae.
AUGGCCCGGCACAUGCGGCCACCCGUCUACAUGGAGGAGGGCGAUGUGGAGUUUUUCCGUGAGACAGCAGUGGAGAGGUGGUGGGCUCGACUUAGUGUGCUGCUGCAGAAGGGCAACGCACACAUGGUGCGGAGCAGGGCGUGGCGGGCAAGCAGGUGGAAUGGGCAGGAGAGGGCGGGUUUUCCUGAGGGGCUGUUGCUAGAGCGGGGGCCUUUCCACCCUCGUUGA